AGAAAGAGCGAGAAGAAUGUCACAGUUCUGGAGACCAGGGGCGGAGAAGCCUCGCCUCCUCGACGACGAAGAAGGCGGCGUCGUUUCUUCGCCAUCCUCCGGAGGAGGCUAUGCGAAUCUGGAGAGGCAGAGGCAGAGGCUACCGGUGUUCAAGUACCGCACCGUCAUUCUCUACUCCGUCGAGACUCGCGCCACUACCGUCGUCGUCGGCGAAACCGGCAGCGGCAAAACCACUCAGAUUCCUCAGUACCUGAAAGAAGCAGGCUGGGCUGACGGUGGCCGUGUGAUUGCUUGUACUCAGCCGAGAAGAUUGGCUGUUCAGUCGGUUGCAGCGCGGGUGGCUGAAGAAAUGGGGGUGAAGCUUGGAGAGGAAGUUGGCUACACUAUUCGGUUUGAAGAUGCUACAAGUACAGGUGUAACUAUGAUAAAGUUUUUGACUGAUGGUGUGUUACUCAGGGAAAUGAUGGACGAUCCUCUUUUGACUAAAUACAGUGUCGUAAUGGUAGAUGAAGCUCAUGAAAGGUCUAUCUCAACGGACAUUUUAUUGGGUCUCCUGAAAAAGAUCCAAAAACGCCGGCCUGAGCUGCGCCUCAUUAUCUCAUCUGCUACAAUUCAAGCAAAGUCAAUGGCUGCUUUCUUUCAGGCCAGCAAAAGACGCCGCAGACCGGAAGGAGAAGAGCUUGGACCAAUCAUGGAACCUGCAGUCUUAUCAGUUGAAGGUAGAGGGUUUAAUGUACAAAUUCAUUACGUGGAGGAGCCUGUUGCCGACUAUCUUCGGGCUGCAGUCUCAACGGUAUUAUUGAUACAUGACCAGGAACCAAUGGGAGAUAUUCUGGUGUUUCUUACUGGUCAAGAUGAUAUUGAUGCUGCUGUCCAACUUAUUACGGAAGAAGCUCAAAACCGUAGAAAGAACUCGUCAGGACUGAUGGUUUUGCCUCUCUAUUCGGGACUUCCACGUGGUGACCAGGAGCUGGUGUUCGCUCCUACUCCUAGAGGGAAAAGGAAAGUAGUUAUAUCAACCAACAUAGCAGAGACAUCAAUAACUUUAGAGGGCGUGGUCUAUGUUGUUGACAGUGGGUUCUCAAAGCAGCGGUUCUAUAACCCGAUAUCAGAUAUUGAAAAUCUGGUAGUGGCACCAAUAUCCAAGGCAUCUGCUAGGCAAAGGACCGGUAGAGCUGGCAGAGUUCGGCCUGGGAAAUGUUACAGGCUUUAUACAGAAGAGUAUUUUGUAAAGGAAAUGUCUUCUGAGGGGAUUCCAGAGAUACAAAGAUCAAAUCUUGUUUCCUGUGUGAUCCAGUUAAAAGCGUUGGGCAUAGAUAAUAUAUUGGGCUUUAAUUGGCCAGCAUCUCCAUCGUCUGAAGCAAUGGUUCGAGCACUUGAAGUGCUUUAUUCACUUGGGGUCCUGGAUGACGAUGCCAAACUUACUUCACCAACUGGAUUUCAAGUUGCUGAGUUUCCAUUGGAUCCCAUGAUCUCAAAGAUGAUCUUAUCAUCUGGCGAAUUGGGAUGUUCAGAAGAGAUUAUUACCAUUGCAGCCGUUCUCUCUGUUCAAUCUAUCUGGGCUUCUGGUUGGGGAUCACAAAAGGAACUUGAUGAAGCCAAGUUGAAUUUUGCUGCAGCCGAGGGUGACCAUGUGAGUUUCCUAAAUGUCUACAAAGCAUUUCUUCAGUCUGGUAAAUCUUCACAAUGGUGUCAUAAGAACUUUAUAAACUACCAAGCAAUGAAAAAGGUUCUUGAAAUAAGGGAACAACUCCGAAGAACAGCUCGAAGACUAGGCAUUGACUUGAAAUCUUGUGAAAGAGAUACAGAGGUAGUGAGAAAGGCCAUUACUUAUGGGUUUUUUGCUAAUGCGUGUGUUUUGGAAGUGUCAAGUCAUGAUGGUAAAUAUAAAACUAUCAGAGGUUCUCAAGAAGUUUAUAUCCACCCAUCAUCUGUGCUAUUCAGAGUUAAUCCCAAGUGGGUGGUUUACCAUUCGCUCGUCUCAACUGAAAAGCAAUAUAUGCGAAAUGUCAUUUCGAUAGAUCCUUCUUGGCUCACAGAGGCAGCUCCCCAUUUUUAUCAAAAGCAGCGAACCAAUCCUAUGCUUCACUAGCUUGAUCUGCCUUCACCAUCCCUCAUAAAUUCAUAUCGGAAUCAAGAGGAAACUACCAUCGUCAUUGGGUAUGUGGGACUUGUAAAUAUACCAACUAUUACCAAUGCCUUUUUUUUUCCUUCUUUGAUUAUUAAUUCCUACUUUUGGAACAAUAGGACAAAACCCACUGACCAAUGAUGGAUUAGGUUGAAUUGGAGUGGGUCAGGUUCUCUAAUCCCAGCCAGUUAGCCUCAUUUGUUUUCUGAAGGUGAUAUCGUUAUUAGUAGUACUACUGAGGAAGAAAAACUAGUACAUAGAACUGCAAAUCAAUCUCGAACACAACAAGAAAUGAAAUAGUCCCUUCGAAUUGGAGCACAGCCUGAUCGCUUUCCUUUUUAAUCAAACUGACAUUGAUUUUGCCAUUCUAUUUCUCUAAAUUUGUACGCUAAUAAUGAGACCUAGAUUCUCUUAUAGUCUUGGUCACCCAUUCAAUUGCCUAUAAUCAAUAUUUUCAUAGGCGUUCAAGUUCUGUUCUCAAGCAUAUUUCUUCUCUCAUUAGGCUUUCAUUGUCCACUAUUCGGCUAUUCCACUGAUCUGUGUAUGAGGGAGGCUAAGAGUAUAUCUUUUUUAACAUCCAAAAUCUUUCCUAAAAUAAAGAAUAUCGAGAGAAUUGGGAAGCUGUUGGAUAUGUUUUAACAUGGUGACUAUAAUACUAUAAGAUAUUAUAUACUGUUCUCACAUAGUCAACAGUAUCUAGAAAAUUCUCCUAUAUAUAUAUGCUAACGUUACAACACUAGUGUUUAGA
This is a messenger RNA of Fragaria vesca subsp. vesca, 2876 nucleotides long. RefSeq names its product probable ATP-dependent RNA helicase DHX35-like. The record is from RefSeq and is a predicted model, not a curated record. Gene Ontology annotation, molecular function: RNA binding; ATP hydrolysis activity. Gene Ontology annotation, cellular component: intracellular anatomical structure. Lineage: Eukaryota; Viridiplantae; Streptophyta; Magnoliopsida; Rosales; Rosaceae.